AUGUGCGGUGACUCCGGAAUGACCACAAGAAUCGAUGGGUGCCCUUCUUGCGGAUACAGACGUUGUGCGAACUGUCCAGUUCAGACAGUCAAAGUACGAUAG
This is a messenger RNA of Colletotrichum paranaense, 102 nucleotides long. RefSeq lists its product as uncharacterized. Bases 1 to 102 code for a protein of 33 amino acids. The transcript has a single exon. Lineage: Eukaryota; Fungi; Ascomycota; Sordariomycetes; Glomerellales; Glomerellaceae. The record is from RefSeq and is a predicted model, not a curated record.